Messenger RNA from Magallana angulata, 1913 nucleotides. RefSeq names its product 5-hydroxytryptamine receptor 3A-like. The record is from RefSeq and is a predicted model, not a curated record. Gene Ontology annotation, biological process: monoatomic ion transmembrane transport; regulation of membrane potential; signal transduction. Lineage: Eukaryota; Metazoa; Mollusca; Bivalvia; Ostreida; Ostreidae. Gene Ontology annotation, cellular component: synapse; membrane; neuron projection. The transcript has a single exon. Bases 320 to 1555 code for a protein of 411 amino acids. Gene Ontology annotation, molecular function: neurotransmitter receptor activity; extracellular ligand-gated monoatomic ion channel activity; transmembrane signaling receptor activity.
AGAAAGCUCUAUAGCUAAUCAUUUCGACUCUCCAUUGCAAUCUCAUCAAAGACAAUAGAAAGAAACAAAAGGAUUUGAAUGUGUAUCAUUGACCGACCCGCAUGUAUUAGUAUUAUAAUCGAUCGAGAUAUUUUAAAAUUGAUACGUGGAAUGUGUUAGACUGUGUGGAACAUCUAUGAUAUUUACUUCGAUUUUCUUUCCAGAUAGAAUUUGCCUUGAAGCUAGAGUAGCCUUCCUUGAACUGUUAUGAAAUUAACUUUACAUCAGACAUCUGCGAUUGGUUUUAUUCUAUACGGCUACAUCUCUGACGAAUGAGAGAAUGCUCUACCACUUGUUAACUACAAAGGCUGCACUUUUAAUCAUUAGUGCUACUCGAGUUCCGUAUGCAAUGUGUCUUAACAAUGAAACACGUAGUCCAGAAUUUGCUCUACAAGAAGAAUUAUUUAAAACUUACAACAGGCACAUCAAACCAGUUAAGGAUUAUUCCAAAAUAAUACCGUUGGGAAUAAAACUGUAUAUUUUAUCUCUACAAGAAUUGGAUAUGAAGUCGCAGACAUUACACACUGCAACGUGGUUAGAGGUCUUUUGGAAAGAUGAAUAUCUUGCAUGGAAUUCGAGUGAAUUCUCCGACAUCCAAUACCUCCGACUACCUGCGGAUAAAGUCUGGGUUCCAUCCAUUUGUAACAUUCGAGAAAUCUCUGGUAAACGAUGUGUGACGUACGGAUCUGUUGCAGACACAAGUAGUGAAGUUUCGGUUGACAGUUCCGGACAGGUUGUUCUUGGAGAAGGCAUUCAAAGCAUCAUUAUGUGUGCAUUUAACACCCAGAAGUUUCCUUUUGACACUCAGACAUGUGAAUUUGAAUUCUUUCCCACAAACUAUUUUAUACAUGGCAUACAUAUUAUCUACAACCAGUCGAAAUUGAUAACCGAGUAUUUUGCAGAAAACGGAGAAUGGAAUUUGGUGUCAUCAAACAUGAAAAUGGACGUGAAAAAUAUAAUAAAAAUGUGUGUUGUGUUAAGAAGGAGACCUUUGUUUCUAACGUUGUCUUUAGUGUUUCCAAUCGUCGCCUUGUCCAUCAUGAAUGCUUUCUGUUUUCUGUUGCCAAUUGAGUCCGGAGAAAAAAUGGGAUUGUCUGUUGCUCUGUUUCUAACGUUUGCCGUUUUUGGAAGCAUUCUAAGCGACUCAAUGCCCCAAAACUCCGAGAAUAUUUCGUUGUUCGUUGUCUACGUAACAAUUCAAAUUUUCCUCAGUGGCGUCAGUGUUGUCAUGGAAACUGUUGUGUUGCGUGUCUAUUACACAGAGGUGUGUUCGUCAUUACCAAAACCUGCAUGUGUACGGGGAAAAAGUAUAGCAUCUCUUUCUGAUGAUCCUUUUGAUAAAUCAUUACAGAAAAUGAAAGAUUUAGAUCGUUCAAAUUCUAUGUUACACGGAACUCGAAUGAAUCAUGGAGAGAAAUGGAAAACUCGGGCAAGAAGACUGGACAAAAUCUUAUUGCUUUUAAAUGUUCUCACAAACAUUGUUACUAUAUGUAUUUUCGCAUCUUUCUUGGCUUAGAUGUUGCUUGAAAAUAUUGUUUAUUUUAUGAUAUUGAGCUGAAAAACAUAUGUAUGUCUUCAAGAGACGAAACGUAACUACAUGUCUGUGUAAAGUAACUACGAAAAAUUCAAGUUUUAGGUGUCGUAUGAAUUACAAUGUAAACCAUCUAUCAGAUAACAUGACUGUUUAAAAAUUAGAAAUAUGCAGUUUAUAAUUUACAAUUUAUAAAUCAACUUAUCCUAUCCCAGAAUUGUAACACAUGCUCUGUUGGUGUAAUAAAUUCAUGUAAAUAAAUCCGUGAUUUAUCAAGACUAUAACAAAUGUGUGCCAACGACUGUAUGCAUGCUCCUAUUUUAAAAACAAUGUUAUCACUUUU